Messenger RNA from Triticum dicoccoides, 756 nucleotides. Its product is annotated as pathogenesis-related protein 1A-like. The record is from RefSeq and is a predicted model, not a curated record. Gene Ontology annotation, cellular component: extracellular region. The transcript has a single exon. Lineage: Eukaryota; Viridiplantae; Streptophyta; Magnoliopsida; Poales; Poaceae. The coding region runs from base 46 to 621 and encodes 191 amino acids.
CCUCUCAAGUCUCAAUACGACCAAGCUUUCUGGGAACCCACGCAAAUGGCGAACACAAGGAUGACAUUGCACAUGUGCUACCUCACCAUAUUGUUACUGCUUGCAUUACUGGCACCACCGUGCACGCCCGUCAGCGACACUGACGACGGUAGCAACAGCGCGGGCGUCGACGGGAGUCGCCGUGCGCGCGCCGAGGCCACCGUCGACGACAUUUUGUCGGCGCACAAUGAGGCGCGGAGGAAGGUCGGGGUGGAGCCCCUGACGUGGAGCCAGGGGAUCGCGGGAUACGCCAAGGACUACGCCCGCUCCCGCCGCGCGGACUGCGCGCCGCGGCGCUCGUCGCUGUUCUACUUCGGUGAGAACAUAGAAGUGGGCAAAGGGCGUCGCUGGGGCGCCGGGGCGCUGGUGGCGCAGUGGGUGGACGAGGGGCGGUGGUACGACUACGGCAGCAGCUCCUGCGCGGCGCCGGCGGGCUCGUCCGGAUGCGGGCGGUACACGCAGGUCGUGUGGCGGAACACGACGCAGCUCGGGUGCGGUAAGAUCGUAUGCGACUCCGGCGACACGCUGCUCGUCUGCGACUACUUCCCGCCCGGCAACUACGGCACCGGCCGGCCAUACUGAUCGCGCACCGUUGAAUGAUCACGCCGCGCAUGCAAGUUAACAGCAUCCCUCCACGUGGCGCAUCAAAGUUAUUUACCAUCGAUUAUGCAUUUCUUUACUUGUAAUUCGCAAAUUGUAUGCUUCAAAAAUAAAUAA